Molecule: messenger RNA, 3925 nt
Organism: Seriola aureovittata
Lineage: Eukaryota; Metazoa; Chordata; Actinopteri; Carangiformes; Carangidae
Gene: ppp1r13l
Product: protein phosphatase 1, regulatory subunit 13 like
Exons: 13
Coding region: 355-2760 (801 amino acids)
Biological process (GO): regulation of transcription by RNA polymerase II; positive regulation of cell differentiation
Molecular function (GO): transcription factor binding
Source: RefSeq, a predicted model, not a curated record
UUUGUGGCGUACGAUUGGUGCGUCGUUAGUGUCUGUUCGUAGCACCAGUUGUUGGGAAAACGGAUUUUCCUCUUUAGUUCUUUCCACGGUUUUCUCGUUCAUUGUGAGGGGUCUUGUUGCGAGGAGGAGCUUCUUCUUAAACUAAUGAAAAUCAGAUGUUAGGCUACCAUCUCUGCCUGGCAUGCCUCAGAGUCUACGGCCACAGAGUGAAGCUGAAGUGCCACAGCAAAGCUGCUGGACAUUGAUAGACCUGUGUGCAGCCAGUAUUAUAGUCAUUAUACAGCUAUUUACAACCUAUGAGGAGUUACUAUCUACAGGGACCCACGAGGAGCAGAACACUGCUACCUCGCAGCCAUGAGUUCUCAGACAGGCGUUGGCAGCGGCAUGCUGUUCCAGACCAUAAAUGAUGACCUAAAUGCAUCGCUGGCUACAGCGGACGAGUUAUCCAGAGAGUUUAACUCCCUGCUGAAGGAGGCCUCCUCCAACAACAACAAUACAGUGUCCGAGCCUCAGACCAGCCAUACAAUCACCCCAGAGAAGCCUCAGUCCACAGAGCUGCCCAACAUCUGCGUCUCUACAAGGCAGUCAGGUAGCAGCAGCAGCAAUGGCAGCUCCGCCUCUAUGCCUUUCUCCCCGAGCUCAACAUCUUUCCGUUCUGUGGACUCCAUCAUCUCCAGCAAUAAAAAGGCACCAUCCCCCCCUGUCUUCACCACCAGCCCACGCUCAUCCCCCAAGAGCCACAGGAGGGCAAACUCUCCACUUCCUCGAACUGGAUCCGACAGCUACUUGCACGGCCAGUCACCUCAGAGCCGAAGACGCAAUUCCCCCUCUCAUUACGACAGGAGCCCACGAGGUUCAACGAGUUACAAAGAUAGAAGCCCUUCCCCGAGCCCCAAAGGUUUUGACCAGCCACCUCACUCUCCUUCACUCCACUCCUCCUUCAAACUGCUGAGCCCUUAUGACAACAGCCCGCAGGGCCGCAGGUCGCCUCGGCCGGACAGAAGCCCCUCUCCUUUGUCUUUCAAUCAUCCAAUGUCCAACACUCUCCCGAAAAAUUUUGGUAUCAGGCAUUCUGAUGAGGGUGUGCAGCGGCAAAAGAGUCCUGGCAAGUGGAAUGAGACGGAUCUGGAUGUGUCCUAUGAGAGAAAACCUCACCACACCUAUGACAAGACAGAUUGGCUGCGGCGAUCUGUGCCAAGUAGCAGCUGGAGAGAAUCCAAUCUUGAUGGACCUCCUCCAGCACCGAGCCCCAAAAAGGAUCCUCGCUCUCCAUCUCUCCCGUUUUCCCAUGGUUCUCUUCCCCGUAACACACGCAUAUCAGUACCUCCAGAUGUCACAUCCCCAGCCCACUCCCCUUACUACCCUCAGCCCAUCAUCUCCCGUAUUUCUAUUCCCCCAACUUCUACUCAGUCCCGUCAGCGCAAACCCAUCCCUCUCUCUGUCAUCAUGCGUCUCCAAAACCCUCAUUGGGGAGCUAUGGCAACCCGCCACCCCAGAGUCCUAGGAGGAGAAGGGGACAUGCCCCCUUACCAACCUGCCAUACCCAUGCCCAGGGAAUUCUUCCACCAACCUGUACUCCAGCCUCUGCAACACCCACCUGAGCUGAGACAGCCAGCCAUAUACAGCGAUGUGCUGAACCCAGGGGAUAUAGAUGCAGAGUUAGAGCGGAUGGACUUUGUUCAUCACAUCCCUGUGAUUUGUGAGAAUCCCAGCAUACCAGGGGGUGGUAUUGAGCAGGGCAUGCCGCUUGCUCCCCGGCCCCUGAGCCCCACCAGGCUGCAGCCAGUCGUGGCCCCUGAGGCCCAGUCCCAGGAGAUCCCUGACCUGGAGGAGCUGCUCCGUAUCCGGGCAGAAAUCCCCCGGGCGCUGAAGAGACGGGGCUCCGUGGACCAGUCACAGCCCCUGAAGAGGGCCUCGCACUAUCAGCCAAACCAGUACAAAAAUCUCAUUAACAAGCUUUUUCGCAGGAAGGAUCGCCGGCAGAAGGGGGAGCAGGGUAGCGAGACCAGCAGCUCCUCAGAAGGAGAGGACAGCGCUAUGCCUCCUGCCCCUCUACCUCAGACAUCCUCACUGAUUCCCCAUGACUUCAGAAGCUACCAUUCUAUUCUGCGGCGGUCCAAUCGGGAGCGCAGAGGUACCGGGAAUCGAGCUCGGCUCAGUCCACUGGUCCUGCUGCUGGACGGAGCGUUGGUCGGAGAACUGGAGACAGUGCAGAGAGCAGUGCAGGAGAUGAACGACCCCAGCCAACCCAAUGACGAAGGCAUCACCGCCCUUCACAAUGCGAUCUGCGGAGGCCAUUACAAUGUGGUGGAUUUCCUUGUUCGCAUCGGAGCCAAUGUCAGCUCACCAGACAGCCACGGCUGGACUCCACUGCACUGUGCAGCCUCCUGUAACGAUCGUCCUCUGUGUGAGUUUUUGGUGAGGAAUGGAGCCGCUGUCAUGGCCAUGACAGAGAGCGACGGCGCUAUUGCCUCCCAGAAGUGUGAUCCUUAUGCUGUUGCAUUCGAGGAGUGUGAGAGUUUCCUAAAGGGUGUGGAGGAGGCCAUGGGGGUGGAGAACAGUGGGGUGCUGUAUGCUCUAUGGAGCUACCCGGCUCAGGCGGCCGAUGAGCUGAGCUUCAGAGAGGGAGACAUGGUCACUAUCCUGCAGAAACCUGAGGGGUCGGGGUGGUGGUGGGCCUCACUCUGUGGAAGGGAGGGAUUUGUUCCAAACAACUACUUUGGGCUUUUCCCGAAGAUUCGACCAAAAUCUCUCUGCUAAGUGGUCUCUUGAUGAUCAACCUUGGUCAAACUGGUGCAGAGGACUGUCUCAAAAAGAAAUCUCUGUGUGUUACAGCUUCACACUGUUGUUUGAAAGGACCGUGUCUGUGCGAUUAUGAAAGGGCUGUCUCGCUGCAGGGCAUGAGAAAUGUUUUUGAUCUGUCAUUCAAGGAGAGUUGAAGGAGAAGUCUCAGUAUUCACUUUAGCUGUACUGACGAGGAUAAAUCUUUAUAGGUGACAUCAUUCGUACUGGCUCCUCUGUAGGAUAUCUUUUCUAGUAAAGCUGCACAAUGCUGCACCGUGUCGGGCUGAGCUAUGUGUGUCCGUCCAAGGGUUACAAAAGGGCCAUGUUCCCUGCUGUUCCAGUAAGUCAUUGGCUGGUUACUAAUCAGAACGCAAACAGUGGCUGUUGGUGUUCGGCCCAUUCAUCGGCGAGGUCAUUGUAACUGUAUGCUGUCAACAAACAUGAACCACGAUUGCUCAAUUUAGAAAAGGACGGCUUCAUUCGGAGCUAAACCAACCCACUCAUUACGGGCACGGGAGUUGUCUACUGCUACAUCAAAGAAGCGUUGUGCACUUUUUGUGAAAGAGAGUCGACAUGGAGCUUUUAUUCUUUUAUAAUAUUUUCUCUAUGUACUACAUCUACACUGUUUUUGCUGAUAGAUUCAUAGAUGUUAGUGUUAGUCUCCACGGUCACUGGAACUAUUGUGUGAGGCAAGGUUUAUUGAUCCUAAUACACAUUCCUGACUUUACCAGCCGCAUAUAAUGUUUGAUAUUUGACGUUUUCCUACCAAUGUGCCUGUAGACUUUAUAGAAUAUUUUUUUAAAUCAGCCGCAGCACGACUUCGACAGCAUUUGGCUCGUUUCCACUUGGCUUUAGUCUUUACACACACUGUUGGUCCUCUGCUAUAUUUUUUAUGCUGCCUAUAUAAAUUAAUCCUGUUUGAAAGAGAACGUGUGUUUUCUAUGACAAUGAAACUGGUCACGUGUGUGAUGUGUUUGUAUUCACUGAGGUAGAAUGAGUAUUCGAUGAUGCGUUUGUUUUUUAUGUUGUUCAUUGUAACAAUUUAGUGGGACAGCUGUGCACUAAACCUGUAACCCGUCACACACAGGGGCACACAGCGACCAAAUGUUUAGGUAUUCAUGAAAUAAAUGAGUUACAUGUU